ACCGAUGCUGAAAGAGAAGAAAGGUAUAGCUAGUACCUAGCAUAGACAAAUCCAUCAUCCAUAUGAGAAAGAGUUGUUGAGUAUCAAAAGGCAGCGAUGGCAAUUCCGUGGUCAAACAUUUCCAUCGUGUACUUCCUUGUUAUAUCUGUACUCAAUAUUUUGCUGCUUCAUUAUUCUGCGGUUACCGGAGAAACUUUUGAGUAUUAUUAUGACACUGCCUCUCUAAAACGAAGCAGCUUCCCAGAGGACUUCAUAUUUGGUACAUCGUCUUCUUCAUAUCAGUAUGAAGGUGCAGUGAAUGAAGGAGGCAAAGGUCCAAGUAUAUGGGACACUUUCACAAAGAAAUAUCCAAAUAAAAUAAAGGAUGAGAGCAGCGGAGAGAUAGCGGUUGAUUCAUACCAUCGUUUCAAGGAGGAUGUACAAAUAAUGAAGGAAUUAAGGUUUGAUGCUUAUAGAUUUUCCAUCUCAUGGUCAAGGAUCCUACCAGGUGGAAACUUAUCAAUGGGAAUAAAUAGCGAAGGCAUGAUAUAUUACAACAACCUCAUCAAUGAAAUUCUAAGAAAAGGUUUGACACCCUUCAUAACACUUUUCCAAUACGAUUAUCCCCAAAGUCUCGAGGAUGCAUAUGGUGGCUUUUUGAGUCCUCAAAUUGUGAAGGAUUUCACAGACUAUGCAGAGGUAUGCUUCAAAGCAUUUGGUGAUAGGGUGAAGUACUGGAUAACCUUUAAUGGGCCAUCCAUUUUCUCUAAAUUGGGUUACACAAUUGGAAAAUAUGCUCCUGGAAGAUGCUCAAGUUGGCUAAACUUGAACUGCACCGGUGGUGAUUCAGCUACUGAGCCCUACAUUGUUACCCACCACCAACUUCUUGCCCAUGCUUCUGCUGUCAAACUCUUUAGGGAAAAGUACCAGGGUACACAAAUGGGACAAAUUGGGAUCAUUCAUGGCACUGACUGGGUUGUACCCUUGUCCCAAUCCAAGGAAGACAUUGAUGCAACAUCUAGAGCACUGAGUUUCUUGUUCGACUGGUUUAUGGAACCGUUGCAUUCUGGUUCGUAUCCAGCUAUAAUGAUUGAGAAUGUGGGAGAAAGACUGCCAAAGUUUACCGAAAAAGAAUCAGAUAUGUUGAUAAAUUCUUUUGAUUUUAUUGGAAUAAAUUACUACUCUUCAGUUUAUGCAGCUGAUAUCAAAUGCCCAACUCAAAAUAAAACCUACCUUACGGACUCAUGUGCUGACCUUACCUUUGAGCGUAAUGGAAUACCCAUCGGGCCAAGGGCUGCUUCAGAUUGGAUAUACCUUUACCCUCAAGGAAUUGAAGAAUUAUUAAUGUACAUCAAGAUCAAAUACAACAACCCAAUCAUAUAUAUAACAGAGAAUGGUUAUGACAAUUUUAGUGACGAAAAUCAAUCACUCAAAGACCAAACAAGGAUAGAUUGUUACGUUCAACAUCUUUCACAUGUUCAUAAUGCUAUAAGGAAUGGGGUCGAUGUGAGAGGCUACUUUAUAUGGUCGCUUUUGGAUAAUUUCGAAUGGUGCGAUGGUUACACUGUUCAAUUUGGGAUUGUCUAUGUUGAUUUUGCUAAUGGAUUAAAGAGAUAUCCAAAGGAUUCAGCCAAAUGGUUUAAGAAUUUUCUCCAUCAAGAAUAUAAAUCCCAGUGAAAAUGUUGAUGGAUGUAGACAGCAGCUUAUUAUUCUCUUCAAAGAAAAUUAAAGAAAUUUUUACGUAGUAUAUUUCCUACUUUUUAC
Messenger RNA from Arachis stenosperma, 1743 nucleotides. Its product is annotated as beta-glucosidase 12-like. The transcript is spliced from 13 exons. Gene Ontology annotation, molecular function: beta-glucosidase activity. Gene Ontology annotation, biological process: carbohydrate metabolic process. Lineage: Eukaryota; Viridiplantae; Streptophyta; Magnoliopsida; Fabales; Fabaceae. The coding region runs from base 97 to 1656 and encodes 519 amino acids. The record is from RefSeq and is a predicted model, not a curated record.